This is a messenger RNA of Carya illinoinensis, 1287 nucleotides long. RefSeq lists its product as uncharacterized. The transcript is spliced from 4 exons. NCBI's taxonomy places the organism in Eukaryota, Viridiplantae, Streptophyta, Magnoliopsida, Fagales, Juglandaceae. Bases 473 to 1156 code for a protein of 227 amino acids. The record is from RefSeq and is a predicted model, not a curated record.
AAUAGGAUGAAUGCCGAAGGAGAGUAUGGGAUAUGGAAUCACUCGUUCGUAUUUAAUCCAGUUAUAUAGCUGCCCGAACAUCGGAGAGACGGAGACGGUCGCCGGACCGGCAUGGUUGACUCAAUAAAGAGAGAGUGCUGGCCACCGCUCGUCCACUUCGUACAAGAGAUAGACCAAACAGAGAAAGUCACGAUUCUACUUAGAUCGGACGUGGCCAAAUUCCCCUAUUUUGCGAAACAUGCAUCCGGGCGACAAAUAACUCGCAGCACACCAGUCAUCUCCUCCCCCAACCAGGAAAGUCUCGACACCGCCAUAGCCACUGUUCUAUUUGGACGAAACACCACCGUCGUUUAUAGUGGAGGAAGAGGUGCCUCUUGCUAGCUCGUUCGUAUCAAGUUUCCCUCCAUCCAAGUGCUUGUCGAAUGCCAAACGCUUGAAUUGCUCGAUCGAGUCAAUAUAAACGAAUCUCGCUAUGUCAAUUUUGUAUCUCCUGAUUUCUAGGGUUUUUUCUGUUUUUCUCGUCUGCUCGGUCUUCCUCAGCUGCUUUCCAGGAUUGGUGUUGCCGGCAAUUGUUACACUUGAAUCCAUAAAGAUAUAUAAUACCCACCAGUGGCUGCCAAACACAAAACCAGUAGUCUAUUUCCAGUGUAAAGGGGAGAACAAGACGGUGUUACCCGAUGUAAAAGAAGACCAUGUCUUCUACAAUUUCAAGGGUGAAGAGUCUUGGCAGCCUCUGACAGAACUUCCAAGUAAAAAGUGCAAGCGAUGUGGGUUUUAUGAAGAGAAUAGUUUCGUGUCAGAUGAUGUCUAUGAGGAGUGGGAGUUUUGUCCUAGUGAUUUUACCGAGCCUGAUGGAAAAUAUAUACGGUUCAAGGAGAAGGAAUUUAAUGGUACUUUUUUAUGUCCGAAGUGUGUUCCUUCAGCAAAUGCUUCCAAUUCUGCAUCUAGCUCUCAAGAUAGAGGAAAGGGAAUGCAUGCUGCUCUAAUCAUAUUGAUUAGUGUUGUGGUUUCAACCGUAUUGAUUCUUGGAGUGGCAGCUGUAUAUAAAUACUGGCAAAAGAAGAAGAGGGAACAAGAUCAAGCUCGGUUUCUGAAGUUGUUUGAAGAUGGGGAUGACAUUGAGGAUGAACUGGGUCUAGGCGGCAAUGUAAUAUGAGGAAUGAAAUAUCACCUGGUUACCUUUUGUACAGAGAUAUGAUCUUAGAAAAGUACUGUUUGUCGAAAGAAAGAACUUAACUUUUGAACUUAGCGUGCAAUGGUGUAUAUGCAAGAAGUAGUACUCAUAAA